AUGGCGGAUCUAUUGGCAAACUUCACCUCCGUCUUCCAAGCUUCCAAUACCAACAAUCGCGUCGCGAAACGCAACCGCCGUCCACUUUCCUGUUCGAUAUGUCGAGAUCGGAAGUUGAGAUGCGAUCGGCAACAACCAUGCAGUGCUUGUACCAAGAGAGGCGAUUCUGUCAAGUGCGAGUAUAGCUCUGUCGUUCCUCAGAAAACACCAAAGCCUCGCACCACCCACGAUGCUGCUGCUAGUCGCUUGCAGAAACUGGAAGACAUGGUCAAUGGUCUGAUGCAAUCCGCUCCAGUGAACACUUUCGUUGUCACCCCUCCGGAUUCCUCCACGUCUCCGCAGAACGACAAUCCGGCAUACUCUGACGUGUCUGCUGGAGGCCAUCUGAGCCAACAAGGAUCUAAAGUCAACUAUAUCGGAGGCACUCAUUGGGCAUCAAUCUUGGAAAGUAUCCAUGAGAUUAGAUCCAUCAUGGACUCGGAUUUGAAUGAUGCCGCAUCUGAACCCACACAACCAUCACUCAAAGCAGAUCCUCUGUUUGGCCAGGAAAAGCUUAUAACCAUUGAUCAAAUCCUCGCCACGCUUCCGGAGCGACAUGAAGUGGACAGUCUGGUUGCAUCUUACUUCAGAGAAUCAUUCUUGUCUUUGACCUUCAUACACAGUGGCAAGUUCAGAAGGGAGUAUGAAGCUUUCUGGAGAUCUCCAAAAAGCGCAAGCUUCUGCUGGCUGAGCAUCCUCUUCUCCAUCAUGCUCAUGGCAGGCAGACUGGCUCUCGCACGGGGCCAAGUUGUAUCUUCUGAUCCCUGUUCUACGAAACAAGCUGGGGCUUUGAGAAUGGCUGCAAAGUGUCUCGUUGCUGGUAAUUACCUCGACGGUAGCCCAUAUUCUGUUGAGGCAUUGCUAUUCCACUUUCACUGCAUCUAUGCUCUCCAUGCGAACCCCGAGAUGCAACCAUGGCCUAUUCUCACGAUGGCAACACGACUUGCACAAAAGAUGGGAUACCAUCGCGAUCCGAAACAUUUAUUCAGUAUCUCGCCUUUCGAAAGCGAAAUGCGACGUCGAGCGUGGUACUAUAUCGAGAUUUUCGAUAUGACCAUGUCGGCUCACCAGGGGAUCCCGGCUAUGAUCAACGAAGACGAAUGCGACUGUCAGCUCCCUAUCAAUUUGUUAGAUGAGGAUUUUGAUGAAAACACUGCUGUCAUGCCGCCCCCUCGAUCUGAUACGACACAUAUCCCCAUGUUGUUUUUCACCUCUAAAGCGGAAGCCUUGCGCCUUUUACGUCCGGUUGUUCGCCAUUCUUUGUCCAAUCGAAGAUAUGAUCUGGAAGAGACCAACAGACUUCAUGAGAGCCUUGAACGAAGCCGUCAGAGUGUCCCCCCAUCCUUACGAAUUCGUACCAUAAACGAGACUUCUUUUGUUGACCAGGACUAUCUGAUCAUGCAGCGUUUCAUGCUCGAGUUACAAUACUUGAAGGGAUUCUGCAUCUUACACAGACCUUAUCUUGGCUGCAAGAGAGAUGACCCUGCCUUCGAAAAGUCUAGAGAGAUCUGCGUGAAUUCGGCUUUGCGACAGCUCGACCUCCAGACUGAUUACUACGAGGCUUUGCAGCCGCAAGGACGUCUAUACCAGAGCAGAUGGAUGUUUACCAAUAUAACGCUCCACGAACAGUUUGCAGCAGCCAUGAUUAUCUGCUUGGACUUGAACGAGUCAAGAUCACAAAGCGUCGAGAUGAAAGAACGUAAGAUCAAAGCUCUGAAGAUGGCCCAGCACAUCUGGACAAGCAAAAGACCCGUCUACCAAGACGCCGUUCGUGCAAGUCACGUACUUGGAGUCAUGAUAGCAAAACUGACUGAAGACUCCGUUCCGUCUCACCAGACUGGAAUCAUGGAUCAACAUGGAGGUAGUCAACUUUCCUCUGCGACAACAAGCUUCCAUUUUUCGCAACAAGAUAUUGCAGUACAAGGAGACACUACGUACGAUAUGAUGGAUAUUAUGUCUCUAGAGAGCAUAUUCGAGAAUCCUGACACGCUGAAUUGGGUGAGUUAA
Aureobasidium namibiae CBS 147.97 is the source of this 2046-nucleotide messenger RNA. RefSeq lists its product as uncharacterized. Gene Ontology annotation, cellular component: nucleus. Lineage: Eukaryota; Fungi; Ascomycota; Dothideomycetes; Dothideales; Saccotheciaceae. The coding region runs from base 1 to 2046 and encodes 681 amino acids. Gene Ontology annotation, molecular function: DNA-binding transcription factor activity, RNA polymerase II-specific; DNA binding; zinc ion binding. The transcript is spliced from 3 exons. Gene Ontology annotation, biological process: regulation of DNA-templated transcription; DNA-templated transcription. The record is from RefSeq and is a predicted model, not a curated record.